Messenger RNA from Heterobilharzia americana, 717 nucleotides. The record is from the annotation of a GenBank genome assembly. Lineage: Eukaryota; Metazoa; Platyhelminthes; Trematoda; Strigeidida; Schistosomatidae.
AUGUCCGGAAAAGCAUUAUCAAGGAAUGACUCACAUGAAUGGCAUCCAUAUGUUCGUCAGUAUGGAUACUAUGAUCCAGUAACAGUUGGUAGUAUAGAUGGAACGGAUACAACUCCUCAUGAUCGUGCGAUACAUCGCGCUUUGUCGUCAUCAUAUAAGCCUAAAGGCCAGGCACUUUAUUGGAAUCCUAAGGCUAUACUAUUCAUUGGGAGACUACCUUACUAUACUUCUAAAGUUUGCUUGCAAGAAGCACUGAAUAAAUUACUGGAUUCACAGUUAAAAAACAAGCCUAGUGGCAAACACACUUCGAAAAGACGUAAUCGUGGUCGUUCUCCAUUUUCUUCAAAUGGACAUGAUGAUGAAGAAAUUUGGCCAAAGGUACACAUUGUUCACAAUGCGGUAACUGGUUAUCCGUGUGGUUAUGCAUUCGCAUAUUUCUCUUCAGAAUUGGACGUUGAGCAUGUGCUACGUAAUUGGUGUAGUCAAACAACUCCUGCUACAUCAUAUCGAGGCAUAAAAGAUGAAAGGCAUUGUGGAUUAGAUAUACCAAACGGAGAUAAGGUUAUAUUGGAACCAUAUUUCGGUGGAACUUUGUCAGGUUGGAGACCUCGUCGUCUUGGUGGUGGGUUAGGUGGUCGAAAAGAGGCUGGACAAUUGCGAUUUGGCGGCGUGGCUCGUCCAUUUCGACGUCCUUUUAUUGGACAUGCUGUUCAGUAA